AUGGCUGCGCCGACCACCACAGAGGACUCCACUGUCAAGGCUUCCAAAAGCAGCUCUCUGUACUGGUCCAAGGCUGAUGGCAACAGUGCUGAACGGCUCUUGUAUGUGGUAGAGCUGCUUCUGUCAAGGGGACAGCCAGUGCUGCUGGCUGGAGAGGAAGCAACGGGAAAGUCAACCUUCGUGGAGGUGCUGGUGGAGCCGAAUCACCCUUGCAUACACAGCCCCGUCACCCCUGCCUUCCAUUCUACCCACUUUCGCCUCCUGCUAAGCAGAGGAGUCCAGGACCAAGCACAAGCCGGCUCAUGGUCUGCACGCUACCAGGAUCUCAAAGACUCCCUCCUCUUCCUGCUGGAGGAUCUGCACUUGGCCUCUUCUGAUGCGGAGAAUAGCUGCCAGCCGGUGCUGGAGACUCUGCGACAGGCCAUGGACGGCACAAUGUAUGCCCCCAGCACACUGGAACUGCAGAACCUGCAUCCUGCAGUCAACUUCCUUGCCACCACCACAGUGCCCGGAGGCUGUGGGCGCCCAGUGUGCCCGCGCCUCUUUCGACUCUUCACAGUGCUGGCCCUGGGCAGCAUGACGCAGGCUACCCUGCUGAGCAGGCACACACCCAGCAUCCAAGCCUGGCUCGAGCGAUUUCCCUCAGUGGAGCAGGUGGGCAUUCUGGGGAAAGCCCUGGUGCAGGCCUCGGAAAAACCCUCAGACCUGGUCUUCUGUCAGGAGUUGAUACUUGGGUCCAAUUCUGAGGGCCCCAACUUAUAUCUAGAACGACAGUGGGGGAGUUUGGAAGAGCAGCUGGCCACUUCAGCUGCUCAGCUGAGACUCAGCCCCCACCUGGUGCGGAGCCGCCCCAUGGUCCAGCAUGUGGCCCGCCUGGUCCGGGUGCUGGCCAGGCCCCGGCAGCAUAGUCUACUGCUCUCAGGGACUCUGGGUACCGGGCGCCACGUGGCUGUCACGCUGGCCACAAGUGUUUGCCAGGCCCGCCUCUUCCACCUGCCAGCUGGGCCCGAGGAGGCCAUUCUCCAGUGUCUACGAGAUGCCAGCUGGGAUGCUGGAAUGUUAAGCCACCCAGUGGCCCUGCUGGUGCCAAAGAGUAUGGAUCUCACUACUCUUGAUCGGCUGGUGGCCCUGGCAACCACAGGCAGUUUCCCUGACCAGUACACACAGGCAGAUUUGGACAGCAUUGAAGAGCAUCUCCCCAGGGAAAACCUUGGUAUCAAAUCUAACAUUAAGAAGGAAGUGCUGUUGCAAAGGUUCUACCAACAAGUAUGUAGCCACUUGCACAUGUUCUUCCUGGUUGAAGAUGGCCAGGCCUCAAAGAAGCUGCCCUCUACAGUUUUUCUGAGGCUCCUUCAACUGACCACUACCAACAUUGACCACUAUGAGUCUUGGGACCAGGCUUCCCUGGUACGAGUGGCCCAGCACCACCUGCACGGUGCUGAAAGCCUACCUCUUGGUGAUGAAGCUCACAGCCAGGCUAAAGCCAAGUCCAUUGCAGGAUCCUUCAAGUGCCCAGACCUCCAGGCCUCAGUUCCCAGUGUGGCUAAAGCCAUGGCUCUCAUCCAUCUUUCUGCUGCCUACUACCAUGAGCACUUGUGUCCUGUGUUGCCACUUGUCACCCCUAAGACCUUCUUAGACUUCCUAGAUACUUUCCUGCUGCUGCAGCAGAAGAUGAUCCAGCAGAUAAAGACAAGAGCAAAGAUGAUCCAGAAUUCCCUGGAGAACCUGCGGGUUCUGGUGGAGCAGCAUAGGAUCCACACCAGCCUGGUCAUCAACUUGGAGCAGCAGCUAAAAGACUCCCAGAAGAACCUCAACCUAGCCCAGCAGCAGCUAGAGCAGAGCAAGCUUCUAUACAAGCAGCAGCUGUCAGAGUGCCGACAUCAGGAGAGCCUCACUGAGACCCUGGUCAAGCAGCGGGAUGCCCUGCAGGCUCAGCACCAGGCUUUCCUGGAGCAGAUGGGCAAGGCGUUCAUGGGUCCUUUGAGCCAGCUGAAGGUGGCUGACUUUGAAGAGAUACGGAGCUACCGAGCACCCCCGGAGUCUGUAGUGCGGGUGACUGAUGCACUGUGUGACCUGUUCCACUGUGAAACUGGCUGGGCCAGUGCCAAGCAGCUUUUAUGCACUGAGGACUUUUAUCAGGAGCUGGUGUUCUUCCCCAAGGAGAAGAUGACCGACGCAGAGCUGAUAAAAUUGAACCACGCUCUGAAGGCUCCAGGUAUGAGUGACACAGCCCUGCGGACAGUCAGUCCGCCCGCAGCAAGCCUGGUGAACUGGCUCUGGGCCGUUCUGCGCUAUGGGAUGGCAAAGCGCCGGGAGCGGCCCACAGGCCUCCUGCUGCGGCAGGUGGAUGCCAUCCUGACUCGGGAGCAGGCCCGCCUAGGCCACUACCAGUUGCAGGCCCAGGAGAAGCUGGAGGAUAUUUUGACGUGGACUAAGAAGGUGAAGGAUGCCCACGCUUUCCACAGUCAAAUGCUGGGAACACUCACCCUGGCACAGUGUGGCCAUUAUAAAAAAUGGCCGGUGAGGCCUGCGCUAAUCACGCCCAUGCACACUUGGACUACACAGCUGCAGAAAUUGAGGGGACACUGCUUGACCGUGUUUGGAGAUGCUCUUGUGUGUUCAGCUGCUGUUGUCUACCUGGGUCCCUUCCCACCACCACGGCGCCAGGAGCUCCUAGACAAGUGGCUGGCCCUGUGCAGGGGUUUUCAGGAGCCCCUAGGCCCAGAUGACGUGGCACAGGCACUGAAGCAGAAGCAGAAACCUGUCAUCAUGCCACCAAAGACUCCCCUGCUGCCCACACGCUUUCCCUUCAGCAUUCUGUCCUUACUGAGCUGUAGUUCUGAACAGCACCAGUGGGACCGAGACCUGAAGCCCCAGGUGAAGUCAGCUCGCCUGGCAGGCCUGCUCCUGCGAAGCAGCACCCACUACCAUAGUUGCCGUUGGCCUCUGCUGCUGGAUCCCAGCAACCAGGCCCUCAUGUGGUUGAGCCCACUGCCUCUGGUUGAGGACAGGUGCUUGGCAUCAGCCAAAGGCAAGGGCCCCACAUGGGAUCCAGACAGAGAGACCCAACAGGAGGCCUCCGGAGAAGAUGAUGAUAAUGAAGAGAGCUGUGAGGCUGAAGAGCAGCUGCAAGCACAGAAGGCAAAGGAAUGGGGAAAGGAGGAAGAGGAAGAGAAAGAACAUGUGGGGGAAGAGGAAGAAGAGGAAGAAAAGAAUGAACAUGAGCCAGGGAGUCAGGGGUUCAAGCUCGCCCUUGAGACUCAGUGUCCGCCUCCACUGUGCCUCAGUGUGCUUUCAGGCACUGACCCAAACUUGGGUCCUCGGCUCUGGGAGGCCGCUGCCAGUGGGCAGCCUGUGCUCCUGACUAACGUGGAGCUGGGCCUAGGGUGCCCAGAACUGCAGCAACUGCUGCAGCGGGAACAGCUGGAUCCACCACGGGUGCAGCCUGGCUUCUGUCUCUACCUGAGCACUACCCUGCCCCUCGAUGCCCUCGGAAAAGUGCUAGGUGGUGAACUGCUGAAGGGGCUGAAUGUCCUGGAUCUGGGCCUAAACUUGGAAAUACUAGAAAACCAGACACUACAUGAAGUCUUGUACAGAGAGUGUCCUGAGCUUGAGAUCCGCUGGGAGGACCUAAAGGCCAGAGCCCUGGAUGCCUGCGAGGCCAUAGAGGCUAAUGAGAAUCCAAAGCAUCGGAAACCCACCAAGUUUCUACGGGACAUUGUGAGAGUCCAGGCAAAGAUCUGUCAGAUGCAGGCCGAUUAUGAGGAGCUGAAAGAACAGAAGCUGCAGGAGGUGGCAUCGUGGGCACCCUACCAGCAGGUGGCUUGGCAUGGAACAGCCAUCGUAAAGACCCUCAGCACACUACAAAACUCACUGCCCUUUUUCCGUAUGAGUGCAGAAAACUGGCUGGCAGCAAUCAGACAGGCUCUGGAUAGCAUGAAGCUGCAUGAUGUACAGCACAGGAAGGACCUGGCCAGCCACUUGCUGCAGCUGAAAGCACACCUGACCCGCCAGCUGUUGGGCAGGGCCCUGACUGCCCUGGGACUAACACAGGUGCCCUUGGUGGGUGCCUUGGGUGCUGUGGCUCUGCUGCAAGUGGCGGAGGAAGCACCAAAGUUGGAGAGGCUGGCGCUCUGGCCUGGCUUGGCAGCCUCCCCUAGUAUAGGCCCCUGGAAGUCAGUCCCUGGUGUCGUUCGGCCGGCCUGGCUUACACCGAGAACCUGGCAUGAAUGUGGGCUGUUAGAACUGUUGCCCCCAUUCGUUGGGCUUCGGGCAUCCCUGGCAGACCACUCCAGAGUUUGGCAGGAUUACCUGUCACUGCAUUCUACAGUGCUGGGCCCUGCACCUGGGCCCAGGUUUCAGUCCCUCAGCCUCCUCCAGAAGUUGAUCCUGUGGCGCGUGCUACGACCCGAGAACCUAGCAGGUGCCCUCGCAGACCUUACCACCAGCCUCCUGGGCCGGCCUCUGGAUGAGAGUCUGGGUGUUCCCAGCUUGCCCUUGGAACGAAGUCAGGCUACUCAGCCCAUACUGAUCUUGUUGCCACCACCUGGCCACCCCUCAGUCACCCUCCAUCCUCUGACUGUCAUCCAGAAACUUGCUCCCACGAAUAAGCAGGGACAAAAGCAUCUGCAGGUGAUCGCCCUGGGCUCAGAGGCCUGGAACCCAGCCUCGGAUGUGGUCAGCACCCUCCACCAGGCCAUGCUGGAAGGCCAGUGGUUGGUGCUGGAUAACUGUCAUUUGAUGUCCUGCUGGCCAAAGGAGCUACUGCAGCCCUUGCUGGGGCUCUUGGAUGGAGCCGAGGUGGUCUCAGACCCGGAGCAGGCUUUGCUUUCAGCUCCAGCCGAAAGCAGGAAUGUGACCACCGUGCACAGAGAUUUCCGUCUAUGGCUUAUUGCACCUGCAGAAGCCAGUGCUUCAUUGCCAGCGGUGCUGAGUCAGCACUCCAUGCCUGUUUUCUGGGACCAGUCCCUGGAGCUGGGUCACGUCUUGAUCCACAGUCUGGAGCUGGCCCAGCAAGGAGUGCACAUCCAAGGCCCUACCCGGGUACUGCCUCUACUGCUCCUGCACGGGCUCCUGCUGCACCGGCAGCUCUAUGGGGCGAGGCUGCAGGCACACCGGGGGCGCUGGAGUCAUCUGACCCUGACCCAGGCCCUGGAGACACAAGAGCAGCUGUGGGCCAGUCUCAGCAAUCCGGACACUGCCAUGCAAGAGCUGGCUGCUUCAGUUUUCUAUGGGGGACCUCUGGGGGAUACCAAGGACAGAGAGGCCCUGAUAAGCCUUAUCCAAGCCUGCUUGCGCCCCAGCAGCCAGAGCUGGGUCCAGCCACACACACCUCGGUAUCUACUGGCCACACUGAUGCCCAGCCCAGAGCUGGGAAAGCUGGACGCCAUCACAGAAUGCAAGGCCCAGAUGCACCUCCUGCCCACACCUUUGGAACCCGGGAUCUGUGGACUGAGUGAGGGUCCCCAGGCCUGGUUGUUGCGACGCCGGAGUCGUACUGUCCUGCAUGUGCUCCAGAGAAGUUCCUCUGUGUGGGUUCCUGCGGCUGUAGGAGAUGCCAGACGCACGGAAAGGAGGCUGCGGCAGCGCCUCGUGCAAGUCAAGCAGAAGCUGGAGUCAUUGCAGGUUGCGCUCAAUAACCCCAGUCGCAGGGACCAGUCUGGCGCAGGGCGGGGACGCAGCCCUAGGCGACCACUGGAGGACUUCCUGGAGACCGAAGCGCUGGAGCUGAGCCAGCUGGUGGGUACCCUGCAGCGUGACCUCAACUGCCAGUUGCGGCAGCUGAAGGGCGAGCCCCCUUGCCCCUCCCACCGCUGCACCGCCAUAGCCCAAGCUCUCUGGACUGGCCGCCUACCAGUGCCCUGGAGACCCCAUGUGCCCUCCGGCCUACAGCCGCCCUGGCAAUGGCUGCGGCAGCUGUUGUGCCGUGGGCAGCUGUUGGUUAGUUACCUGGGCGCGAAUGCAGGCACCGAAGUAUCAGAGCGUGUCUUUCACCUCUCGGCCUUUCGGCACCCACAUCGCCUGCUGCUAGCGCUGCGCUGGGAGGCUGCCCUGGAGCAACACGGGUCCAGCUUGAAAUCUGCUGGCAGCCAAGGUCCUGGCUCCUGUCAUCUCCUGCACAGACGUCGGGAACUGAGCAGCAGUCCAUUGCACCUCCAGGUGGAGAAUGGCCCAAACCCCAAGGUUCCAGAGAUGGGGCUGCUGUUGACAGGGCUGCAGCUCCUGCAUGCUGUGUGGGACCCUGAGGCUGGGGCCUUGCAGGACAGCUCUUCUAGCCAGCCCAGUCCUCUGCCUCCCGUCAGCGUUAGCGCACACACCCAUCGUGCCCGUGCCCUGCCAAGGGCAGCAGGCCUGGCUGUGUACUUCUGUCCGGUGUACCAGGCAGGGCCCCUUGGCCCUGCUAAACUGCACAGCAGGAGCAUCCUGAUGCACAUCCCUCUGCCCUCAAAACUUAGCGUCGCCACCUGUAUCCAGCGGAGAGUUCACGUGUGCAGCCCGCCCUUGCCCUGA
This is a messenger RNA of Octodon degus (degu), 6510 nucleotides long. Its product is annotated as dynein heavy chain domain-containing protein 1-like. Gene Ontology annotation, molecular function: dynein intermediate chain binding; dynein light intermediate chain binding; minus-end-directed microtubule motor activity. Gene Ontology annotation, cellular component: dynein complex. NCBI's taxonomy places the organism in Eukaryota, Metazoa, Chordata, Mammalia, Rodentia, Octodontidae. Bases 1 to 6510 code for a protein of 2169 amino acids. Gene Ontology annotation, biological process: microtubule-based movement. The record is from RefSeq and is a predicted model, not a curated record. The transcript has 22 exons.